AUGGGAGAUAAAGGAACCAGGGUGUUUAAGAAAGCGAGUCCCAAUGGAAAGCUCACCGUCUAUCUGGGGAAGAGAGACUUUGUGGACCACGUGGACCUGGUGGAGCCCGUGGAUGGAGUCGUCCUGAUUGACCCGGAGUACCUGAAGGAAAGGAAAGUGUUUGUGACUCUGACGUGUGCGUUCCGUUACGGGCGUGAGGAUCUGGACGUCCUCGGGUUGACAUUUCGUAAGGACCUGUUUGUGGCUAACAUCCAGUCGUUUCCUCCGCUGCCUGAGGAGAAGAAGAGCCUGACUCGACUUCAGGAGCGCCUGAUUAAAAAGCUGGGAGAACACGCCUACCCGUUCACCUUCGAGAUUCCUGUGAACCUGCCGUGCUCCGUCACCCUGCAGCCUGGACCCGAGGACACUGGGAAGGCCUGUGGAGUCGACUUCGAGGUGAAAGCGUUCUGUGCAGAAAACGUUGAAGAAAAGAUCCACAAAAGGAACUCUGUGCGUCUGGUGAUCCGGAAGGUUCAGUACGCUCCAGAGAAACCUGGUCCUCAGCCCACAGCAGAAACCACCAGGCAGUUCCUGAUGUCCGACAAGCCUCUGCACCUGGAGGCGUCUCUGGACAAAGAAAUCUAUUACCACGGAGAACCCAUCAGUGUCAACGUCCACGUCACCAACAACACAAACAAGACGGUGAAGAAGAUGAAGAUCUCAGUGCGACAGUACGCAGACAUCUGCCUCUUCAACACAGCUCAGUACAAAUGUCCGGUGGCAACCGAGGAAUCAGAUGACGUGGUUGCUCCCAGUUCCACCUUCUGUAAAGUCUUCACCCUCACACCGUUCCUCGCCAACAACCGAGAGAAGAGAGGCCUCGCUCUGGACGGGAAGCUGAAGCACGAGGACACCAACCUGGCGUCCAGCACACUGUUGAGAGAAGGAGCCAACAAGGAGAUCCUCGGUAUCAUCGUAUCGUACAAAGUCAAGGUGAAGCUGGUGGUGUCUCGCGGAGGGCUCCUGGGGGACCUGGCAGCGAGCGACGUCUCUGUCGAGCUGCCGUUUACAUUAAUGCACCAGAAACCGUUAGAGGAGAGUUUGUACAGAGACGCUGCAGAUGAAGCUCCGGUCGAUACAAACCUCAUAGAGUUUGACACAAAUGAUGAUGACAUCAUCUUCGAAGACUUUGCCCGCCAGCGGCUGAUUGGGCCAAAAAACGAUAAGGACGAAGACGAGGAGCCGGUGGACUCGCCCAAACUCAACGACAGAUAAAGACGAGGAGCAUCAGCGGCGCUGCCGGAGGUCACGUUUAGCUGUAACAGUCUGGAGCCUGUCAACAUCUGGCGGUGGCGUGUUGUUGUGUUCUCGUUCGUGUUCGUCUUCUCUGCGUCCUGCCGGGUGUAAAAUGCUAGAAUACCACAGACACCAGUCCUGCUUCCAGACGAGCAGCUCUCCACUACUGGGCUGAUGUGUUGACGCGGCAGUGUCGUGACGACGGCUCGUAGCAUGCCUCACUUUGUUCUACGUGUUUCCAUUAGGGAUCAGACAGGAGUAACGUUGUGUUCAGAUUAGUUUCGAUGUGUCGUACCGGAGGGUCUUUGGUUGACGUGGGACGAUUCGCCACUUCGAGCCACAACGUCAGCUUCCAGAGGCCGAGACAUCUGAGACGUCCCGACUUGCCGAGAGGACUUUGAAGUAUCCGAUCAGCUGACAGGAAGCGAAGGCCUCCUUUGCAUGAAACUUCAUUUAUUGAUGUUAUGAAUAAUCAAACUUUAUUGACGAUGGUUAACCCCUUGUAGACAAAUGACGCAAAUUUGCCAGAAACCCAAUUUCGGGCUUAAUGCCGCCGAGGUGAGGAUUGUGCCUGAUGGUGCAAAUACUACACAUACCAAGGAAGGUAUUGGAAGCACUCUGCCGCCAUCUAGUGGUCGGAGUGGAAAAUACAUACUAGCCCCUUGGGACUGUGCAGCAAAGUUAUUUUGAGGUAUUAAGCUGUAUUUGAAAUACUGUGAUGAUGGAACAGCAAUGAUUGUACAGAAACAUAUGUUGUUAUUAAAUUUCAAGCAAAAGCAGCAUCAAUAUAAUAAUAUACAUACCAGAGACUGAAAAAAUAGUUAAAUUAAGGUUAUGCCCCAUUAUGCCUAAUGUUGCUAAUUUGCCUCAUACCUUAAUUUUAUGUCUACUCUAUAUGCUAUAUUGAAAUGAACAAUCUCCUCUUAAUUUAGCAUCUGUAUGACAGCCAAAAACACAAAUAAUAUUUUUUGGAUAUAAUUGGAAAUUAAUUCAGGCAAUAAGGGGUUAAAGGAACAAAGGUGUGUCUGUGCUUUGAUGUUUUUAUGUCAAUCAUUUUCCAAAACAUUGUCAGUUUCAGACGUCUCUGACAUCUCACGAAUGAAUCGUUCAAGUUCCAGGUGGAGUCUCGUGUCUCUGAGUUGACUGUGAACGCAUCAUGGCGCCCUCAUGGCGCCUCGGUUGAAAACGUCAUUAGAACGUCCCCAGGUUUUAAUUUUCAGAUGGUCUGUGAUGCGCCCUCUAGUGGAAUACUCCAGUAACACAUGUAAUACACGGGACUAGGUGAACAAUUACACUAAUGAAGCAGAAUGUUCAUGAAAACCUGUGUGUUUAUUCUGAAAUGUGUCGGAUUCAUGUUGUUGAAUUUUUCUUUAAAAAUUUAGAUUUAAAUCAGUUUAAACUGGAUUUUAUUUUGACAAAGUUAAGCUGCUGGUGUUUUUCAUUUUAAAAAGUCUCCAAAGACUUUUGAAUUUACGACGUUAUGUGCUGGAACUUUAUUUAACAGAAACUGUGAAUGUUUUUUCAA
Molecule: messenger RNA, 2800 nt
Organism: Pleuronectes platessa (European plaice)
Lineage: Eukaryota; Metazoa; Chordata; Actinopteri; Pleuronectiformes; Pleuronectidae
Gene: arrb1
Product: arrestin, beta 1
Exons: 16
Coding region: 1-1254 (417 amino acids)
Biological process (GO): signal transduction; G protein-coupled receptor internalization; visual perception
Molecular function (GO): G protein-coupled receptor binding
Source: RefSeq, a predicted model, not a curated record